Drosophila grimshawi is the source of this 1758-nucleotide messenger RNA. Its product is annotated as probable nuclear hormone receptor HR38. The annotation marks the transcript as partial. The record is from RefSeq and is a predicted model, not a curated record. The transcript has a single exon. Lineage: Eukaryota; Metazoa; Arthropoda; Insecta; Diptera; Drosophilidae.
AAUAGCAGCAACAGCAGCAGCGCAGCAGCAACAGUGAACAGCAGCCUGAGCAGCAUCAGCAGCACAGCUACAUCAGCAGCAACAGCUGGAACAUCCUCAUCUGGCAAUGGAACAAUGCAUCGUCGCGUUUUGCGUGGCCAUGCGGCACAGACGUCCAGUGGGGAGCGAGUGCUGCUCAUUAACUAUGUGCCACAAACGGGAGCAGCAGCAACAACAACAUCAACAACAACUUCCACAGCCAGCACAACACAGUUGCCCACACGCAAGAUACUUCAGGCCAGAGCCACAGCAACAGCAGCAGCAACAGCAACAACAGCAACAGCAGCAUCUGCCUCUGGAGGAGCAACGACAACAACAACACCGUCCGUCUCCUUUGCCGGCCUUGGGUCUGAGGUGACAGUUACAUUGACGCGCACCAAUCAGCGUGCCAGCGUCACAAAUGUGACUGCCGCCGGUCAUAUUGUUAGGAAUCAGCAAACCCUUUAUCAAACAACAACCACAUCCGCCACAGGCGGUACCACGAGCACGGCGACAACCAUGCAUGAGCCAGUGCAGCAUAUAGCGACGCCAACAACGCCGCCGCCACUGCGCUGGCAGCAGCAGGAGCAGCAGCAGCAGCAGCAGCAACAGCAGCAACAGCACGAAUAUCAACAUGAACACCAUCUGGUGGAACAGGAGCACAUAAUCAUUGAUCAUCAUCAGCAAGCGGAAACGGAGGAUCAAUUAAUUGAAUAUGAUGAUGGCGAGGGUGUUGUCAUUGAGGAACAUCAUCAGCAUCAUCAUCAUCAUGAACAGCACCAUCUACAGCAUCAUCAGCUGGAAUUGCAGGAUGAUCUGCAGGAUCAUGAUCCACAGCAGCAACAGCAUCAUGAGGUUGUCCAGGAGGUUUAUCUACAGUAGAAGUGUGUUAUAUUUACAAUCGAUUCAUAUUAUCUCUAUAUAUACAAAAUAGUUGUUAGUUCUCCAUAAGUUUUAGAGUUGCCAACAAAUUGAGCUUGUGUUUAAACAAUGCAUACAUAGGUAUGUACAAGAAACUGUAUAUUUUAUUUAUUAUCAUGCCCAAAAUGCACAUUUUGACAUUUAAGUGAGAUCAGCAAUAGUUUCACCUUUGUCCCUUGCUACAUACUUAUGUAUGUAAACAUUUCAGAGAGCCCAAAUUGUAUUGUAUAUAUCCACAAACAAUUAUAAAUAUUACAUUUAAUAUUAAUACUAAGCAACAAUUUUAAACAUUAAACAAAUGUGAAUAAAAGCAUGUGUAUAAAGUUAAUUUGCGUAUAAUAGUAUAAGAAAAUAUUCAACAUUUAGAAAGUAUCUGAAAACGUUGAUAUAAAAAAAGAAAGAAGAAAACAACGUAAAAUUAAAUCAAAAUAAAGAAACAAAUAUUUUUGUACCAUACAAAUUAUGCUUCGAAUUCGAAAAUAAUAUAAAAAUAUAGCGAUUAAAUGAUUUAUCGUCAGUUUCAAGUUAAUCAAUAUCAAUUGAAAAAUACAGAUUUCAAGAUAUAGAAAACCCCAUUUCAAAUACGUAAAUUUUAAAAAUAUAUAUGUAUAUUUAAUAUUUACCGAACACCAAUUUUGACACUUAAAAACUGUUAAGGAAGAAGAAGGCAAUUAAUGCGCCAGUAGGCCACUAAAAAGAAAAUACAUAUAUAGACGAUAUAUGAGAUAUAUGAUUGGUUCUAUGUGCGUAACCCAGUUUGGGGCCAAGGCAAUAAAGCGAGCCGGUUUGUGUACUGAAAGCCACAAAUAUUAAUUAUUA